UCCAAGAACGGAGGAGGUGACAGGCAGAAUCCUCAGGGCCAGUUCAUGCCCAAGGCCAGACCUCGGACGGCCCCUUGCGCCCCGCCCCCUAGCAGCAACCUGGUUCCAUUGGCUUCAGAGCUGUCUGGGGGGCGGGAUUCUAGAAGCUCCAGACCCCAAGCAGGUGGGCUCUGCUACCGACCGCUUUGGCGCCAAGUUCCGUCGCUCACCGGGCUCCCGAGGGCGGCAUGUCGGCGACGCUGAGCGUGGAUCCCGCGGGCCCCCGCGGCUGGGACGAGCCCGUGCGCAUCGCCGUGCGCGGCCUGGCCCCCGGGCAGCCCGUCACGCUGCGCGCGUCCCUGCGCGACGAGAAGGGCGCGCGCUUCCGCGCCCACGCGCGCUACCGCGCCGACGCCGGCGGCGAGCUGGACCUGGCGCGCGCGCCCGCGCUGGGCGGCAGCUUCGCGGGGCUCGAGCCCAUGGGGCUGCUCUGGGCGCUGGAGGCCGAGCGGCCCUCGUGGCGCCUGCUCAAGCGGGACGUGCGCACGCCCUUCGCCGUGGAGCUGGAGGCGCUGGACGGCCACGAGCCCGACGCCGGGCGGCCGCUGGCGCGCGCGGUGCUCGAGCGCCGCUUCCUGCCGCCCGGGGUGCGGCGAGUGCCGGUGCGCGCGGGCCGGGUGCGCGCCACGCUCUUCCUGCCGCCAGGACGUGGACCCUUUCCAGGGAUCAUUGAUAUCUAUGGCGUUGGAGGAGGCCUGUUGGAAUAUCGAGCCAGUCUUCUGGCUGGCCAUGGCUUUGCCGUAAUGGCUGUGGCCUAUUAUGACUUUGAAGAUCUCCCCAAGGUAAAGGGCCCAGAUAUUGGGCUUCUGGGGCUUUCUCUAGGAGCUGACAUUUGUCUCUCAAUGGCCUCAUUCUUGAAGAAUAUCUCAGCCACGGUUUCCAUCAAUGGCUCUGCGUUCUGUGCAAACAGACCCAUACACUACAAGCAGACUACGAUACCAGCCUUGGGCUAUGACCUUAGGAGAACCAAGACCACUUUCUCAGGCAUUCUGGACAUCCUGGAUGUUCGGAACGAUAUUGUAGGAGGCUGUGAGAACCCCAGUAUGAUUCCAAUAGAGAAGGCUAAAGGACCGCUCCUCUUCAUUGUUGGGCAGGAUGAUCAUAACUGGAGGAGUGACUUAUAUGCCCAGGUAGCCUCUGAACGCUUACAGGCCCAUGGAAAGGAAAAGCCCCAGAUAAUCUCUUACCCUGGGACUGGGCAUUACAUAGAACCUCCUUACUUCCCUGUGUGUCUAGCUUCCCUGCACACAUUAGUCAACAAAGCUGUGAUCUGGGGUGGGGAGGUUCGGGCUCACUCUAAAGCCCAGAUAGAUGCCUGGAAGCAAAUUCUAUCCUUCUUUGGGAAACACCUAGGAGAUACCCAAAACCCUAGAUUGUAAUAUAUUUAUCCAUCUUUGACAUGUUAGAUUCAAGAUUAAAAGUCAAAUUCAAAUGGCCAAUAACUGAAUCAAAUAUCCCCUCAAUAGCAUUGAAUUCACAUUUUUGGCUUUAAUGGUAUAUCUUAGGUCACUUUACUGACUUAAGUUUUGCCAGUGAAGCAUUUUACUAACAACAUAUGCUUGUAGAUGAUUCAAAUGUAUACAAAACAAUGAGCUGGAAAAAUAAAAACACCUCUACUAUUAAAACUUAUGUUUUCUUUGA
Jaculus jaculus (lesser Egyptian jerboa) is the source of this 1680-nucleotide messenger RNA. RefSeq names its product peroxisomal succinyl-coenzyme A thioesterase. The transcript has 3 exons. The record is from RefSeq and is a predicted model, not a curated record. Gene Ontology annotation, biological process: acyl-CoA metabolic process; fatty acid metabolic process. Gene Ontology annotation, molecular function: fatty acyl-CoA hydrolase activity. NCBI's taxonomy places the organism in Eukaryota, Metazoa, Chordata, Mammalia, Rodentia, Dipodidae. Gene Ontology annotation, cellular component: peroxisome. The coding region runs from base 228 to 1418 and encodes 396 amino acids.